Agrilus planipennis (emerald ash borer) is the source of this 2841-nucleotide messenger RNA. RefSeq names its product gamma-tubulin complex component 2. Gene Ontology annotation, cellular component: centrosome; equatorial microtubule organizing center; gamma-tubulin small complex. Gene Ontology annotation, biological process: cytoplasmic microtubule organization; mitotic cell cycle; meiotic cell cycle. Lineage: Eukaryota; Metazoa; Arthropoda; Insecta; Coleoptera; Buprestidae. Bases 101 to 2698 code for a protein of 865 amino acids. The transcript is spliced from 13 exons. The record is from RefSeq and is a predicted model, not a curated record. Gene Ontology annotation, molecular function: gamma-tubulin binding; microtubule minus-end binding.
GUUCAAAUCAAUGAUCAGUUCAGAAUUUUAUGGUUAGGUGCACAAUUUAAAUCUGACAUUUAUGGGGGAAACUUCUUAAAAAAAGUAUUAUAUUUGUAUAAUGGGAGAGUUUAAACUGCACCAUCUUAUAAAAGAAUUAUUAGAUGUUGUAGGGAGCAAAGAAAAAGAAGAAUUUGUUGAGGUAGUAGAAUUUCUUCAAAAUAAUAUUUCAAAAAAUACAGCAAAUCCUCAGAAUCGUAGUAAUGUGCUUCAUCAAAUUCAACAAUUAAGUCAACAGGCACCUAACCCUCAAAAUUUUUUAGCAAAAUAUGAAGAAAUUAAACAGAAAAAUGUUGAUUCGUUAAAUUCAUAUAUACAGUUGCUAAAUUGUAUUUCUCAAGAUCAAACUGUGAAAGAUUUUUUAGCUGCUACUGCUAAAAAAAAUCCAGGAACACAUAAUGAUACUACUUCAUCAGGGGGUAAUUCACAAUUAUUUACAUCAACACCACUUACUCAUGAUGAACUGCAAGAGGUUAAAAGCCGUUUGAAACAAGCUAUUAUUAAGCAGUCUCCCUCAAGAGAAGUUGAAAGAAGUAAAAUAUUAAACAAGAGUAGUGUUAUUCCAACAGCAAAUACUCCUUCUAUUACUUCAUGGGUUCAAAAGAGACCCAGUAUGUCCUGGGACUUUUCUUGUAAUGCUGUUGCUAAUAUACGAAGUGCACCUAUUUCAAAUAUUCCCCCUGAUUCUCAAGAGAAUAUACUUUUGGAGGAUCUCUUAAAUAUUUUAAUUGGGGUACCAAGUUGUUAUAUUAGACCUGUACGUUUAGUUGAUCCUUAUGCUCCAAGAGAUUUUAUUAUUGAUGAGUCUAUUGAGAUGACAUUAAAAGAACUAGUAAAACAAAUUUUGCCUUUAGCUUCAUAUUUUUCUGUAGUUCAAAGGUUUACUGAAGAAAAGAUGCGAUUUGAGUUUGGCCAAGUGAAUAAUGCACUUGCUGAGUGUAUGUCUACAUUUAUAGUCGAUUACACUCUUUUUAUAACACAGUUAGAGACUGAAGCCCAUAUGGGGAAUUUAAAUUUACAAAAAAUGUGGUAUUACAUUCAAAAGAAUUUGCAUGCUAUGUCCAUAAUGAGCAAUAUUGCAACUACAAUUAGUAAGUCUGAUGCAAAAGGCGGAAAAGUUCUCAGUUUGCUCCAUGAACAUAUUACAGGAUUUAUUGGGGAUGCAAAAGCUCAAGAAGUGUGUCUUCAUUUUAUACAGGCCGCUUGCGUUCCUUAUAUGAAAAUAUUAGGAAUGUGGAUUUACAAAGGAAUCAUUGCAGAUCCUUUUAGAGAGUUUUUGAUAGAAGAUAACGAAAUUGUUCAAAAGGAGGACAUGCUCGUUGAUUAUUCGGCAGAUUACUGGGAUAAAAAGUACACAAUUCGUCGAGAAAGUAUACCAAAGUUUCUUGAACCUGUGGCUGAUAUAAUUUUAUGUGCUGGCAAAUACUUAAAUGUUAUAAGACAGUGUGGGAAGCCAAUCAACAAUAAAGUUCAUGUUAUUGAGUAUAAAAUCGACGAAAAACACUACAUUGAAGCGAUAAAGAAGGCCUAUAAAUUUGCUAGUCAAACAUUAUUAGAUGUGUUGUUUAAAGAACAUGACCUUAUGGGUAGAUUAAAAUCAGUUAAACAUUACUUCCUACUUGACCAGGGCGAUUUUAUCGUUACGUUUCUGACAUUAUGUGAGAAAGAACUGAAUAAAGAUGUUGCUGAUGCUAUCCAGGUCCGAAUAGAUUCUCUUUUGGAUCUUGCCUUGAGACUGUCAAGUUCAAACAGUGAUCCUUACAAGGACGAUCUUAGGACUGAACUUCUUCCUUAUAAUCUCCAGUGUCAAAUGUUUAGAAUACUCAGUAUUUUAACUGAAGAUGAAGAAGAAUAUGCAAAUAUUGAACAGAAGAGUUUGUCCGUAAUAGAGUCUUUCGCGUUUAGUUAUGAAGUGUCGUGGCCCUUGUCUUUAAUAUUAAACAGGCGAUCGUUGGCUUGUUACCAAAUGAUAUUUCGGCAUUUGUUUUAUUGUAAACAUAUCGAAAGAAUGAUCUGUCAUGUUUGGAGGGCCAAUAAAGUGGUUAAGGGUUUUCCGAGGUCUGUUGCUUGUCAAUACCAUGCAGCGUUCGCGUUGCGACAACGAAUGUUGCAUUGUAUUCAGAAUCUCGAAUAUCACAUGAUGGUUGAAGUUAUCGAACCGCAUUGGUGCACUCUCAUGCAGGCCAUGGCGAAAGUGGGUAAUGUCGAUGGGAUCUUGGCUAAUCACACGGACUUUUUAAACGCUUGUCUUAAAGACUGCAUGUUGACAAUACCUCGGUUACUAAGUACCGUUAAUAACAUCUUACAAAUAUGUGCAAGGUUUUGCAGAUUCAUGCAGCUCUCACAACGGUAUUUUGUGGAAGCAGAACUUGGUACUGUACCAAGCUCUAUGAUAGACUCUUUUUGUCAGACGGAGUUUCCUAAUACUGUUAAUAAUACAGAAGAUGGUCAAAAGAUGGCUAGUUUUGCAGAAAGUGUAUCCCAAUUAGAUUUUGAAUUUUCCGAAUAUUUAAAGGAUUUGCUGGAUCAGAUCAGCAAUUUGAAUAAAGACACCAGUGAACAUGAUAGAUUAUAUAAUUUACUUUACAGAUUGGAUUUCAAUUCUUACUACUCCUGUCAGUUUGAAUCAGGUGGGUUUAACAAGAAUAAAACUGGAUAAAAUCAAAUAUAGGCGAAUCUCAAUUUAAUUUAUUUUAUAAAUUUUUAAGUAAAUGUAUUAAUUAUUAUGGUUGCAUUGCUCGAACUCCCAAUGGUCCAGUAGUUACAAGUAUUGUUCUCAUUAAUAAACUUUUUUACUUCUUA